Molecule: messenger RNA, 1966 nt
Organism: Perca flavescens (yellow perch)
Lineage: Eukaryota; Metazoa; Chordata; Actinopteri; Perciformes; Percidae
Product: CMP-N-acetylneuraminate-beta-galactosamide-alpha-2,3-sialyltransferase 1
Exons: 8
Coding region: 535-1527 (330 amino acids)
Biological process (GO): sialylation
Cellular component (GO): membrane
Molecular function (GO): beta-galactoside (CMP) alpha-2,3-sialyltransferase activity
Source: RefSeq, a predicted model, not a curated record
CAGUACGCGAGAAACGGUUCCUCCUCCUUCGCAGAAAAACGCACGGAUGUGCAUGUUCCAGGAGGAGAGUAAAAACCUCCUCCCGGUGCUUUCUUUUGCAGAAAGCUGGCAGCGGUGUGAGGUUGCCAGUUUUGGAGCUUGUUUUCCCCUUAAAUUGGACCCUUCAAGCUAUGAUUGCCUGGGCUCGAUUUGCUCUCCGUUCUCCGUGGUGGAGCUGCUGCUGCUGCUGUCGCACCGCACGGAAAUAACGACACUUUAAUGACACCAGCCUGAAGUGAAUACGCAGCCUCACAGGGAGUCAACACACCAGGGAAACUGUAUUGCUCCUGGCAACCACAGGUGGAUCAUUAAAGACUGGGUGAGCCAUCAGUCACUCACCCCACAGUGUCAACGUCUGAGCGUUGAUUAACCAGGAGCCAUCAAGCUGAACAGAAUUGGUGGAUUUACCAAUCCUGUGUUGUCUGAAAAAUAACAACAGGGAAUGCUCAUUGGACAGCAGUGAUAUCUUGGAGCCCAACUGGUUUUGACUGUAACAUGUCUCUACUACUACUACCCAGGCGGAGGAAAAUCAGGACUUUUGCUCUGCUGUUUUGCGUCAUUACAUUUACAACAUUCCUGUUCAGUUACACUUUCCAGGACCCCUCGCUCUAUUUCUUCAAGUUCUUUCUCCCCAAAGGGCUAUGUGCCUGUCAGCAGUGCAUGACGGAGCAGGAGGACGAUCCCUGGUUUGCGGAGCGCUUCAAUCAGUCCGUCCACCCUCUGAUGACCAGGGAGAACUGCAUGCUCUCUGAUGAAACCUUUAAAUGGUGGCAGUGGCUGCAGUCAGAGAGUCACCCAGCCAACUUCAGUGAAGUGGUGGAGGAGCUGUUCCAAGUGAUCCCUGAUGAGGUGCUCUACGUGGACGCCAGCCCCGAGCGCUGCAGGACCUGCGCCGUGGUGGGGAACUCUGGGAACCUGAAGGGGGCCCAGUACGGCGACCUCAUUGACUCCAGUGAUUUCAUCAUAAGAAUGAACCAGGCGCCCACCAAUGGUUUCGAGGAGGAUGUCGGCAGCAGAACGACACAUCAUGUCAUGUAUCCAGAAAGUGCCAUAGAUCUGGACAACACCACCAUUCUGGUGCUGAUCCCCUUCAAGACUCUGGAUCUGCAGUGGAUCAUUAGCGCCCUGACCACGGGCACCAUUAAAUACACGUAUACACCGGUUAUGUCCAGGAUAAAGGCAAACCGAGAUAAGGUGUUGAUUUACAGUCCAACAUUUUUCAAAUACGUCUACGAGUGUUGGCUUGAAGGUCAUGGACGGUAUCCUUCCACCGGCUUCCUCAGCUUACUGCUCGCUAUCCACAUAUGUGAUGAAGUCAGUGUGUUUGGAUUCGGUGCAGACCAGAAUGGAAACUGGCACCACUACUGGGAGGAGAGCCCUUUGGCCGGAGCUUUCCGACACACGGGAGUCCAUGAUGGAGAUCACGAAUAUAAUGUCACUCUGCUGUUGGCAGACAAGCACAAAAUCCGAAUGUUUAGAGGCAGAUGAUGCCAAGCCCAUAUGUGCGGCGGGAUGAUCACCAAACGAACCUCUGCAGCCUUUCAAUGUUUAUUUUUCCUUUCGCCUCACGCUGGAAGAACUUUCUUUUUUCUUUUUUCUUUUUUUUGGUCGUGAUUUCCAAGACAUUGUCAAAUGAACUCUUCUGGUCUGUCCACUUUCUUUAUCAUAUUUAAAGGGUAAUUUCAGUUUUUGUCAACAUGCACCCUAUUUUCCUAUGUUUUUGGGUUUAAGUGACUGAUGGAAACCCGAGUCUUUGAAAUUGGUCGGGUAUAAAGCGAGAACGCCGUGAGCAGCUGCCACAGACCGGGCUGCAAUGUAAUCCUAUAGGCCAAAUGUGCAUUGUUAAUUAUGUCCACUAAUAAUGUUGUCAGACACUUAGAAUAAUAAUCUGAGCCUUUCAGUGGCAAAAUAAAGCACUUUUAAAGUC